CUGACGGUCUCACGUGGGGGGAUGUGGCAGCCGCGCCUUUAGAGGAGUGUGAUCGUAAAAGUAAAAAAGUAGAAAAGCCGGAUAGCUUGAUAAGUCUCACGGAACAACCUGCACACUCCACCUGCAUCCCGUUUCAUCAUGCUCUCUGUGUCCGAGAUUGUGUCUGGUGAAAGCUAUGAAGAGUGUCGGACGACAGCUGAUUGGCUGAUGUCCAGCACGGAGGUACGGCCGACGGUGGGAAUCGUGUGCGGCUCAGGGAUGGGGGGGCUGGCUAAGAUGCUGAAGGACCCUCAGGUCUUCAAAUACAGCGACAUUCCCAACUUCCCCCGGAGCACAGUGCAUGGUCAUGCUGGCCAGCUGGUAUUUGGAACACUCAAAGGCAAGCCGUGUGUUUGCAUGCAGGGCAGGUUCCACCUGUAUGAGGGCUACCCCAUCCAGAAGAUCACGCUGCCCAUGCGCGUCUUCAAGCUGAUGGGCGUGGAGACGGUCAUCCUGACCAACGCCGCCGGAGGCCUCAACCAGGACUACAAAGUGGGAGACGUCAUGAUCCUCAAGGAUCAUAUCAACAUGCCCGGGUUCGCUGGAAUUAACCCGCUGGCUGGACCCAAUGAUGACAGGUUUGGCGUCCGCUUCCCCUGCAUGUCUGACGCCUAUGACCGCGAGCUGCAGCGGUUGGCCCACGAUGUGGCGUCGGAGCUGGGCUACAACAAAUUCCUGAGGGAUGGGGUGUACUGCGUCGUGGGAGGUCCCUCCUUCGAAACCAUCGCAGAGUGUCAAAUGCUGCACAGGCUGGGCGCCGACGCUGUGGGGAUGAGCACUGUCCACGAGGUCAUCGUGUCCCGCCACGCCGGGAUGCGUUGCUUCGCCCUGUCGCUGAUCACCAACCUGGCGGUGAUGGACUACGACAGCGAGGAGAAGGCCAACCACGAAGAAGUCCUGGAGACGGGCAGGCAGAGGGCCGAGCAGCUGGAGAAGCUGCUGUCCACCAUGGUGGCCCGGCUGGAGCACAACAACAACAACAACAACUCCUUCUGAACGUGAUGCCGCUGCACCCGGGUCAGCUGACCUGCUUUAACUCUUUAAAUGCUGCUACAGUAACCCCCCCCCCCCCCUCGGCUGGGUGACUACUUGAUAAACUAGUUUAUUUGGUUUGCUUUCACUCACUUGUUACUUUAAGUCUUAAAAUCCUGGAAGCUUUACUCUCCUCCAUCUGCAGCGUGUACAUAUCUGAGGUGUACAGAUGAAGGACUUCAGCGCGUUGCAUUAUUCUGCAUUCAGCCGAGUGUUUCAGUGAAACGGGGUCGUAUUUUUAUUUCUAAAUUAAUACCUUUUAACUUAAAAAAAUGACAUAUUUAUUGUUUCAGAUCUUUGACAUUCAUGAAUACAGUGAUAUGGAUGUAAUGUAGAGGGCCAGGUCCUCGCACGACUUGGUGGAAGUAAUAAUUUCUUAAAGUGUAAAAUAGAUAAAAAAUGUUCUAAAAUAUUUAUACUAAUUAUAUUUAAGUGGUGUUUUCUUUGCUUUUGAUGAUAUAUCGAGAGUUUGAUGAACAGCUGAAGAAAGGGAAUAUAAAACACAUGUGACAGUUACUAAAGUAUGUUUAUUGAUCAGAAUCUCCCUCUAUGUCUUAUCACUGUGUUAGCAGACUGUAAGAGGUACUUUAUUACAAACUGGAUCUACUUUUACAAUAAAAUGACUCAACUUAAA
Cottoperca gobio is the source of this 1705-nucleotide messenger RNA. RefSeq names its product purine nucleoside phosphorylase 5b (gene pnp5b). Gene Ontology annotation, cellular component: cytoplasm. The transcript is spliced from 6 exons. The record is from RefSeq and is a predicted model, not a curated record. The coding region runs from base 139 to 1035 and encodes 298 amino acids. Gene Ontology annotation, molecular function: purine-nucleoside phosphorylase activity. Gene Ontology annotation, biological process: nucleoside metabolic process. NCBI's taxonomy places the organism in Eukaryota, Metazoa, Chordata, Actinopteri, Perciformes, Bovichtidae.